Messenger RNA from Sipha flava (yellow sugarcane aphid), 366 nucleotides. RefSeq lists its product as uncharacterized. The record is from RefSeq and is a predicted model, not a curated record. Bases 1 to 366 code for a protein of 121 amino acids. The transcript has 2 exons. NCBI's taxonomy places the organism in Eukaryota, Metazoa, Arthropoda, Insecta, Hemiptera, Aphididae.
AUGGCUGAUCAAAAUUCUACGAAAACAAGCCUAAGUGAACUUAUUUCUUGGCGUUUAUUAAAAAAAAACCCAUCUGGGGCGAUAGUAUGGGGAAUUUUUGGUGUCGCGUUGGUUAUGGAUGGAUUUUUUUAUCUUCACUUUUUGAGGCGUAAAGAAUAUCAAGUUGACCACAAAAAACGUAUGUGGAAUGAACGUCUUGAAAUGCUGGAGAAUCCUGUCAAAAUGAAAUUAUACUACCCAUCAAAGGAGUUAGUGCCAAAAAUAAGUCAACCAUUAAUAGAUAUUUACAAAAAAAUGAAACAUGAAGAAGACCAAAGGCUUAAACAAAUUGAAAAUUGCAUUCGUUCAAUUAAUGUUAAAAAAUAA